Ceratitis capitata (Mediterranean fruit fly) is the source of this 5634-nucleotide messenger RNA. RefSeq names its product lethal(3)malignant brain tumor-like protein 3 (gene l(3)mbt). NCBI's taxonomy places the organism in Eukaryota, Metazoa, Arthropoda, Insecta, Diptera, Tephritidae. The record is from RefSeq and is a predicted model, not a curated record. Gene Ontology annotation, molecular function: protein binding; zinc ion binding; sequence-specific DNA binding. Bases 863 to 5197 code for a protein of 1444 amino acids. The transcript is spliced from 5 exons. Gene Ontology annotation, cellular component: nucleus. Gene Ontology annotation, biological process: regulation of DNA-templated transcription.
ACCAAAAACAAUUUCCUCUGAAAAUCGGAAGCGUAAAUACGAAAGUCUGAAAUCAAAGCAACACUGGAAAUAGCAAUAUGGAUUUAUGUACGACGCUAGAAGAUAUUAAGCACUUUGCAAUAGUUCGGUGAUUUAUUUUUCCUGUUGCUACAAACAUUUUUUGUUAAAUAUGGUGUUGCUCUAAAAUCUGAUUUGUUACCACAACGAAAUUAUUAAAAAAAAAAGUGUUCCAUCGGUAAAGGUGAUAAGAUUUUCAAAAAUUGCAAGGCACCAUAGCAACCCCUCCAACGCGUUGCUGUUAACGUCUCAGCAGCGUUGCCAUCACUGCAGCCAUUGGAUUUAGAUCGUUUCAAUCCAUCCGCGGUUCAGAGAAGUGGACGAGACUUUCAAAAGCGCCUAAAAUCCUUCCGGUUAUAAAUAUUAUAAACCUAAAAAAAAUCAGUUCAAAUAUCUAAGCCAAAUAAAUGAAAUUAUAAUCGGAAAGAACAUAUUUACAUACAUAUAUAUACAUUUUAACAAUUACGUCAAGUGUGCCAAAAAUGUUUAACCAUUUACUGACAAAAUUGUGUUUGCAGUGUUAAAAAUAAAUACGAUAGGUCUAAGUUUUACACUAUUUUCAACAAAUUAUUUGCUGAGGCAUCAUUGGCUUUACACUUGCCAAUGCGAUCGUAUGGUCAAUAUAUAUCAAUAGGAGCAACCGUAAAAACAAUCAUUGAUACGCAAACUUAUAAAGUUAAAAUACAUAAAUAAAAAUAUUCGCUUUGUGUAAUCGCUUAGACAUAACAAAUUAUUUGUCAUUUUAGCGAAAAUUCUUAUUACAACAUUUUCCUUUGCAAAUAAGAGUUCUGGAACAGUUCAUAAUAUGAAUAUUAGUGGCGGAGGUAUUAGUGGUGCACAAUCAGUGACCACCACGUCUAGUAAUGUUGUGACAACUGGAUUGAAUAACAAUGCGUCCUUACCAUUCCUACCACAAAUGGCAUUGAUUACACCAACAAUUAACGCAACAGCUCUUCCAACCACUUUUGGCGAUAAUAAUUCAAUACCACCAUCAUCUGUUCAGCCUAUUAUAAGCGUAAUUACUUGCUCAAACAACGUCGUCAGCAAUCAGCACAGCAACGAAGGCUUCCUAAUGUCAAGUGGAACUCAAAAUAAUUUUUCAUUAGCAGGAUCCUCCGCAAUUGUACCUGUAAAUGUCAUAUUAACCAGCGUUAGUGAAAGUGCCAGCGCAAUUACCGCAAACAUAACUGCUGGUGGAGAAAAUGACAUGGUAGGGGGAAAUAUGGAAAUGCAACCUACAUCUAUUAUUCCCGCAUCUAUAAUAGUACGCAACCGACAACAUUAUCAACCGCAUGGGAACAUAAUAAACUCUCUAAAUGCAGCAGCUCCUUAUAGUGUUGCACAUAACCCAACGGCGGUGACAAUUUUUACUGACGAAAUUCCAAAGCAAUUUCCAUUUGGAAUACCACCAAAAAAUAUUGUACUUACGCAGGUACCUACUACAAAUGGAAAUAAUUUAUCUCAAACCUUAUUAAAGCCUCCAUCGGCGGUUACCAACAUUGGAGGAAUUAAAUCACAAAGUACGAAGAAAACGUCAACUGGGUUGAUUAACGAGCCAAAAAAAUGUACAUUAUCAUGCACCGGAAGCUCAAUAGAUAUAAUAUCAGCUCCUAAAAAGCAUUUUUCGCCCGUACGUGCUCUACAAUCACCUUGUAUAGAGAAUAAACCAGUGCUACCCUUAUCUGAAGUCGGCAAAGAUAUUGAAGCUGAUUCAAGUUUAACUUCUCUAAAUAAAGUUGAGCAUAAUAUGAAGUCCAAUACUUUGGAUACAGAUAUGUCGAAAGGACGUUUACAAACUGCGCCAUCAGCUGCUUCUACACCAAAAGUAGAAACGUCUACUCGAACAAACUCAUCUUCUAAUUUAAAUGCUUUGAUGCCGAACAAUAAUGUUUCCAAGAAAACGCCAAAUACUUUAAUAAAUAGUGAUGGUUCAGUUAAAGUGGAAAUCGAUUUAACUAAACCUGUCUUGCUGCAGGCAAAACUUGUUGAAAAGCAAGAAUCUCUUCUAAAAGUACCUCCAAUGACGAAACGUACAAUAGAAAUCACAAGCCCAAGAUCCCAACGAUCUAAAUCGCUGAGCAGUGCCUUUAAGGAGUCUCAGUUAAAUAGUAAUCCAAUAUUGGUCAAGCCCAAACAAACUUCUUUAUUAUCAACUCAGAACACAUUAUCAGAGCGGCGCCAUUCGACGGCAUCCGAAAACAAAACCCCUAAACAAAAAGUCAGUCCACCGCGUCGUAAACAGGCGUUGUCUUCGAAAAGUACUUUUUUUGAAACAGACUAUGAGAUUAUCGAUCUCGUUGAUUACAAUGAGGAAAAUAUCGAAGCCAUAGCCGAAAUACAUCAAAAAAUUAAUUCGGAGAAAGAGAAUAAUAUAUUAGAAUCCCAAACAGAUAACCAAGUAAAGGAGAAAAUCCAAGAGAUGAAAGUAAAAACUUCAAAUAUUAUUGAUAAAAAUGUAUUAAAUUCUGGUCAGCACGAAUUUGCCACCGACAAACUAACAGAAACCUCAACAAAUAAAUAUCCGAGUUUAGAAAUUCAACAUGAGAUGCCACCAAUAAAAGUGGAAAUUAUUUUGAAAGAAGACGAAAAUCAAAUUAAUCAACAACAAGCCUUUACCGCUGAAAAGGCUGAGAUUACUGUUCAAGACUCCAAAGUAGAAGACACGCAAACUUCUGUGGAACACACUCAGGACUCCCUAGAAAAAUCUCUUUAUUGUGACGAAAAAAUCUCAUUAAGUUCGACAUCCUCUGCAUCUACCUCAUCUAGUCGUCAAAGUCUACAUGACGAUUCCCAAAUGCCGUCCUCUUCAAUUGCUGGCCAAAAUGUAAUAUCUAAAUUAAAUCUACCCAGCACUUCGGCCGCUGCCGGCGUUGCGCUAGCACUGGCACCCACUGCAAAGACAAACACAACAUCUGCGGAAGAUUCAUUAUCUUGUGCACUAAAAAUGUUAUCCAAUUUCAAUAUGUUAACCUGGAAUCAGCGAGUCGGCAGUGCGCGUGGUACCUAUAUGCGAUUUCAGUUAAACGAAUUCAAUCUUAUUGAAAUUAAUGAACGUUGUUUACCUCGCACACGCAUUCAUACGGCUUAUGAAAAACCUAUUUAUGAGCGAGAGUCUGUUCCCAAUUUGAGUGAAAAAAAUAAUGGACUUUUGUAUUUGUGCAGACGGUGUAAUUGUCAUGGUCCGGCGUUGGACUUCUUGGCACCAGAAUUUUGCUCUUUAGACUGUCUAAAACGAGAAUCUCGUAAACGUCGGCAUGAAGAGUACACAACGGUAACACGCAAGCGCAAAACCCAAGAAUCCAAUGUACAAGUAAAUAGCAAAAAAUCCUUCCGUUGGUCGACAUAUCUGCCUGAAAAGUUUAAUGCUAUUGCCGCGCCAGUAAACUUGUUUAUUAAUCCAUUUCCAACAGGCCCAAAUCGCUUUCAGAUUGGUAUGAAAUUGGAAGCUAUUGACCCGGAGAACUGCUCACUUUUUUGCGUAUGUACCAUUGUUGAUAUUCAAGGAUAUCGCUUGAAAUUAACGUUUGACGGCUACGAAUAUAUGUAUGACUUUUGGGUUAACGCGGACUCUAUGGAUAUUUUCCCACCUGGCUGGUGUACAAAAACAAAACGAGUUUUGCAGCCACCGAAAGGAAAAAGCUUUAAUGAAUUCAAUUGGCUAUCAUAUUUAACAGAAUGCAAAGCAAUAACAGCACAACGUGCACUAUUUACCCAUUUAAAUGCUUCAUUGGGUACACAUAAUCCCUUUAAGAUUGGAAUGCACUUGGAAGCCGAGGAUCUUAAUGAUACUGGAAAGCUUUGCGUUGCCUCAGUUUCAGAUGUACUUGACAAUCGUAUACGUGUACACUUUGACGGUUGGGAUGACUGUUACGACUAUUGGGUAGACAUUAGCUCUCCCUACAUCCAUCCUUGUGGCUGGCAUGUUGGUCGACAGCAACUAAUUGUGCCCCCCGAAUUCGAGAAUACAACCUUUUCAUGGACAGAAUAUAUUAAAACUCAUGGCAGUGGUAUGGCUGCAACAGAGGAAAUGUUUUCUACACGUGAUCCAAUCGAUUUUAAAACCAAUAUGAAAUUAGAAGUUGUCGAUCCACGGAAUCCCUCAUUAAUACGUCCUGCUACAGUUGUCGGUCGCAAGGGACAUCGUAUAAAAUUGCAUCUCGAUUGCUGGGCAAGUAAUUACUGCUUUUGGUUAGAGGAUGACAGCGCAGACUUACAUCCAAUUGGUUGGUGCGAGGCUACCAGUCAUGAUUUAGAACCACCACCUGGCUAUAAGUUACGGACAAGCAAGAUAGUAUGCUCAACAUUUGGGUGUCGCGGCAUCGGCAAUGCCAAACGCCUUUACCUAAAUACCCAUACUACCAAGGAUUGCUGCCCAUAUGCGCCAGAGAAUUGGCGGCAGAAAAGCGAAAAACCACCGCGUUUGGAACAUGACGAAAUUAUACGACCAGAUGCUAUUUUAAAACGUGAUAAUACGAAACAAAAUGCUCAGUCUUUAAAGUGGAAGCAACCAAAGCCUCCACAAUCACAACUGAAAGAUGCGGAAAUAUUGCAGCAAAUUCAGCUCUUAGACAACAUAAAAACACGACAUCUUAUUCAACAGGAAAAGCAGCAACAAAAACUAAGUGUGCCACAAAGUAUACUUAGAACCGAAAACAGCUCCACGUCAGUCCAGCAGCAGUCAUUAAUCAAAACCGAACUCAGUACACAAGCGCUAAGAUCCUGCCAAACAGUCGAUAGUUCAAAUAUUGAGCAGUCAACAUCGUUGUUAAUUCCACAAAUAAAAAUUGCUAAAGAAUUUCUUUGCGAUUAUGGUCCACGUCUACAACAGAAUUAUAAGAUAUGGCAACGGAAUGUCGCUUUUGAUAUGCAGCGCAUCAAACGCAAUCCUCUACUCUGGUCUACGAGGGAUACUUGCGCCUUUGUACAAUGUGUACUUCAAAACUCGGAAAUAACAGAAAGGUUCCUGCGUGAGGACAUCGAUGGUAAUGCUCUAUUGCUACUACAACAGUCGGACCUGACGGAAAUACUUAACUUGAAAUUAGGGCCAGCCGUCAAGAUAUUUUCAUGCAUUCUUCAGCUACGCACAUUGGCAGCUCUCAAAUUCAAUGUAAAGUUAGGAGCCAAACAAAUAAGCAAUUAAAACCCUAACCUAACCCCACACAACUUUUUCAGUUUGAUGGGUUUCUUUGUAUAUAAUUAUAUUAUAUAUAUUGUUGGGAAACAUAUACAUUUAAGUAAAUUCUUGUUAUAAUUAUUAGAUUAUAGUGCACUAUGAAAGUCGCUAGCUUGCUACAACUUAUAAUAUCGAGAACGGCGAAGUAUGUGUAUAUUUUAAAUUCAAUCCGAUUCUUUUUCUAGUAAUAAGUUAUUAUAUUACUACAUACAUUAUAUAUGUAUAGUUGCCAUAUUAAUGUAGUGCUAAAUAGGCACAUUUGGAGCACUUUCAAAUUUAAACUGCUAUUAAAAAAUAUACCCAUUACAAUAGGUAUUAAGAAGGAUCAAUGUACCCCGAAUAAAAAUGAAUACAUAAAUAAAGGCCAUGUCUCUUCAACUGCCUGCCAUUUAGCACUAACACCA